Sporisorium graminicola is the source of this 2622-nucleotide messenger RNA. RefSeq lists its product as uncharacterized. The transcript has a single exon. Gene Ontology annotation, biological process: ribosomal large subunit export from nucleus; ribosomal large subunit biogenesis. The record is from RefSeq and is a predicted model, not a curated record. Gene Ontology annotation, cellular component: nucleolus. Bases 1 to 2622 code for a protein of 873 amino acids. NCBI's taxonomy places the organism in Eukaryota, Fungi, Basidiomycota, Ustilaginomycetes, Ustilaginales, Ustilaginaceae.
AUGCCAAACACAACAUCUCCAGCCGUCGUCAAGGCGAGCCCGCUCGUCAACGAGGGCGGUCUCGUCCACAGAAGCAGAGCACGAGGUCUGCUCAACGCUGACAACCUCCCAGCUCUCCAAAACUUGCUCAAGCGUCAACCAGAGGCCUACGUCGAGGAGUUUUCUGCACAGUGGAACCACUACCAGUCUUUAAGAAGCAUCUUUGCUUCCGACAUGGACGCUGGCAACCUCGGCGGUGGUGUUGCGUCGGCGGGGAUUCGAAUCAACAAGGACCAGGCGAGCAAGUUUGUCUCGCUCAUCUCGUUUGUCACUCAGCUCGCACCCUCGUAUCCCGAGAUCACUUGUGACCUGCCAAACCACCUUUCCGAUCUGCUGCUCAAUCAUCACUCGGCACUCAGUCCCGAUAUUCGUGCCAGCUGUCUCCGCAGCCUCAUCUUGCUGCGUAACCGCGAUGUCAUCACUUCCGAGGAGCUCUUGCAGACUUUGUUCCCCUUGCUCAGCGUCACGACGUCCGCCGCAGUCAGGACAUCUGUGCAAGCUACCAUCCUGCAGGAUAUCAAAAACGCCAACGCAAAAUCCAAGAACCACCGUCUCAACCGUGUUGUGCAAGGGCUACUCUUUGGAAUUGUGCAAAAAGGUAUCGAUGCCUCUUCCGGUGCAUCUGCUUUGCCGCCGCCCAGGAAGGGCCAGCCGGCGGGCAAGACGGAAGCGCUUUGGGCUGUACGUUUGGCAGCCAACCUGUGGAAAAAGCAGAUCUGGACCGACAGCAAGACCGUCUCGCUGCUCGCCCUCGCCUGUUUCCACCCGCACCCGCGCGUCCAGUCUUCCGCCGUGCGCUUCUUCCUCGGCGACCUCCACUCUGCCGAAGACGACGCCGAAGAGUCUGGCUCGGACGACGAAGGACCGGACAUCGACGCACUCCUGCACGCACGUAAAGUCAACAAAAAGACGCGCAGUGGAGACAAGAAGAUGCGCGCUGCCGCUGCUGUCGCCAAGAAGAAGCGCAAGGCCAAAGCCGAAAACGCUCUCGAAGGCAUUAGCAAGGAUGCUGGCAACUUUGCCGCUUUGUACCUCCUCAACGACCCACAAAACUUUGGCGAAAAGCUGUUUGACAACCUCAGCCGCGGAGACCGCGAGAAACGACACACGAUCGAGAUCAAGAUCCGCCUCAUGCAGCUCCUCAGUCGCGUCAUGGGCGCACACAAGCUGUGCGUGCUCAGCUUCUACUCGUACGUCGUCAAGUACCUCGCUCCGCACCAGCAGCACAUCACACAUAUCCUCGUCUCGCUCGCACAGAGCGUGCACGACCAAACCCCACCCGACGUCAUCACGCCCGUGGUGCGCAAGCUGUCCGAUGCAUUCGUCCACCCGGGUGUCAGCUCCGAAGUCGUCGCUGCCGGUAUCAACAGUAUCCGCGAGAUCUGCAAGCGUCAGCCGUGGGCGAUGGAGGAGACGCUGCUCGAAGAUCUGAUCAGCUACCGCAAGAGCAAGGACAAGGGAGUGUGUGCGGCUGCGCGUGGUCUGCUUGCACUGUACCGUGAGGUGAAUCCUGCGAUGCUCAAGAAGAAGGAGCGCGGCAAGAUGGGUUCGCUGGCCGUCCAGGAGGGCCGAGCUGCGGCACCGUUUGGUGUGGAUCAGGAGGAGGUGCACGGUAUCCAGGGCAUCGACUUGCUCGAAAAGCACUUGGAGGAGGAAGAGAAGCGCAAAGCUGCCGGCGAAGGCGACGACGAAGACGACGAGGAUGCCGAGGACAAAGGCUGGGAAGGAUGGGAGGAGGAGUCAGACGGUGACAACUCAGACGACGAGUCCGAAGACGGAUGGAUCAACGUCUCGAGCGAUGACGAGGACGGCGUCCUCCGCCUCUCAGACUCGGACUCAGACGACGACGACGAGACACGCAAACGCAGGCGAACCAACAAAGAGCGUCUCAUUGCCGCACGUGAGAAACGACAGAAGAAGCGGGCCAAGCUGCAACGCAAGGCCGAACGUCAAACGAGGCGGGAUGCCGGUGAAGCCGACGUUGCCACCUCCGGGUCUGAGUCGGACAACGACGAGCAGGACGUGGACGAGGACAAGUCGGACGUUGAAGCUGCCGCUGGCCCCGGGUCAUCCGAGAUCAAGAAGCAGCUGGCCGCAGAGGAGCAGCACAUCUCGACACUCGCCACUACCAAGAUCCUCACCCCGGCCGACUUUGCCAAGCUGACCGAGCUCCGCAUCGCGGCGGCGGAAGAGGCCAUCGCCCAAGGCGGUCUGGCGGGCAACCGCGCCAAGCGGCAGCUGGAGGAGCUCAAGUCACUCAAGCGCACCACGUCUGCUGCGGCGUCCACGUUCCUCGACGAGGGCGACAUCCUCGGCCCGCGCAAGAAGGCCAAGGCGACAUACGAGGACCGCAUGGCGUCCAUCGAGAAGGGCCGUGAAGAUCGCGAAAAGUACGGCUCCAAGAAGGGCAAGAAAAACAAGGAGAAGGAGAGCUCCUCGACCAACCGGGAGAAGCAGAAGACCAAGAACUUCCAGAUGAUCGCCAGAUCCUGGUCCGUCCGAAGCAAGAAGAACGCCAGUCUGAGAGAGAAGAGCAGGAGACUCCGCAAACACGUCGAGACGAGCAAGAAGCGUCUCAAGUGA